UUAAUUUAGGUUGAACAUAGCAUGCGGCAGCGGCACUGCCGUGUACACGGAGCAGGGUGAACAUGAUGAACUUGGUCGUUUUGAAUGUACUUCAUAAGACCAGUUUUUUAAUGAGUUAAUGUCACCGUUUAUACAUGGAGAUUUUGGGCAGCACCUUUGAUGAUUCCGUGUUUGAGGAAUCAAGAAACAGGGUGUCGACAGUUCUCCCAACUUACAACGCUAAGUUCUGUGAAGCUCAGUGGUUCUGUGAAGAUGCCGAUACAGAGGAUAUGUUGGAGAAACAGAAAGUCUACAAAUUUCGGGCCGACCUGGCAUACAGACGGAAACAGUACCAGGCAGCCUUAGGUGACUACACAACGUGCCUGUCAUUUGUCCCUGAUGGGAAUAUGUCCAUCAGGCGGGAUGUACUUGAGGGUAUUGCGCGUUGCAGUUAUCAACUUGACAGACGAGAGCAAGCUCAGGAAAUAACGGAAAAACUUAGGAAAGAGGCAUCAAACACCUGCCACCUCACCUGCGUCCUACAAAUGGAACUGAGUAUCUCGGAGCGUUUCGGUGAUGCCCGGUCUGCUGUCGUGGCCCUGCAGCAGCUCUGCUCCCUGCAUCCUUUCAACCCCUGGCACUGGCACAAGCUGGCCUCCGUCUGCCACACUCUACUGAACACCGCUCACGCCACCCCUUCACCGAGCCCAGUCACUGGGCCUUUGAGGCUGGAGGAGGGGGGAGUGCCCACGGACCCUCAGAGAGAGGAGAAGGAGCUCUGGCUAAAGGCCUGCAUGGGCUUUAUUCGAACAAGGCUCCUGGUUGCCAUUCUGCGGAUCCAGCAGUCAUCUUUCGUGCUGCAGACCAGCGAGCGAGUGGUUCUGGAGGCAGACGAGGCCUUGCAGCGGCUGCAGCCCUCGGAGAGCACGGUCCAGCUCAUAGCCGAGGUGUUGUCAGAAGACCUAAACCCAGAGAAAAUGAGGGAAGAGAACCAGGAUGGUGAAAGUCUGAUUGGUCUCGGCGUUAAGGACUUUGAGGAGAGAUGGUGGGACAAACUGGUGUAUGCAGGUUUGCUAGAGAACGCAGAGGAGCAAGUCAAUGCAGAAGAGUCUACACAAGAGGUCAGGUGACCGGGUGUCCUCAUUGGGAGGCAACCGAAUGUAUUGACAUUGGUACUUUACACAUAUACAAUUACAUACAUAUUUCAUGUUUGUAUGUCUCAGCAAAACCUCAUGUGUUGAGAUUGUGCAAAUACAUAUUCAUGAAUGGU
Molecule: messenger RNA, 1249 nt
Organism: Alosa sapidissima (American shad)
Lineage: Eukaryota; Metazoa; Chordata; Actinopteri; Clupeiformes; Clupeidae
Gene: c10h8orf76
Exons: 6
Coding region: 135-1109 (324 amino acids)
Molecular function (GO): protein binding
Source: RefSeq, a predicted model, not a curated record